UUGUUUAUUUUUUUUGUCUUGUUUUCUAUGUUUGCUGUUUCUUAGCUGUAGAUUACUGACUUACCAUCUCUUACAGUGUUGUUUUGUCGACUAUAUCACACUUCAAAAUGUCCUCACAGAUCAAGAACGAUCCCGAGAGGGUCAUCUCACUUUCCCAGUCUGCUUUGCAAAAUGUGGACCAAACGUCCCAACCUAGACACACUCCCCUUGUUCACGACAUCUCCAACUUGACCUCCAGAGCACUCCAGGAUGAUGAUAUGUCCAGCCAGGACAACUUUUCUUUGUGCUCAAGUUCUCACAAUGGCCAUGGAACUCCCAAUGACAUGAAGCCCUGGGUUUUGAAUGAUGCAGAUGCCCUUGAGAAUGCCAUGUCAAAUAAGCCCGAAUCACCAGAGGUCCAGAUGCUUUCCUUUUCUUUCUCUCAACAACUCUUGCCUUCCACCGUGGGACCCAGCGAGGUCAUGUACCACACAGACUUCCCAUCUGUUCAGGAUAUGAAUGACCACAAUGAUUUGGAUUUCUCGCACGCACAGGAUUUCCACCAUUACUCUGCCUUUGUGGAUUUUGCUGCGUUUGAAAAUGAUGCAUGUGCCCAACCUGGAACCCAAUCUUGCACUCCUGAUGAUGCACACUCCAUCGGACACAGCUCUCACACCGACGACAGCCAAUUCGCAUGGAACUCCAUGAUGGACAACCGGAACUACCAAGGAUCAGCCCUGGACCAACUUCAAUCAAACAUUUUCCGCACCGUACCUGUUUCCCCUCCCUUGACUGAAGCUAGCAAUGAUGUUUCUGUUACUUCUUCUUGCUCCAACUCUGGAUACCCUUCUUUUAUGUCUCAUGAUGAUGCCAUGUUAAAAGACGUAACAACGCCAAUUGGCAACCAGAGCAUCAACCUAGGAGAUCCUUUGUUCCCUCUCACUCCCCCUCUCAGUGAGCAGGACCCGAACAGAACCAUCAGAGCUUCCAAGCAUUCCCGCAGACCUGCUUUGCAGACUACCCCUCCCCAGUCUCAGGUGAAGCCAGACCAGGAAUUCUUCCCGCCCCUGCCUGUCAGGGAGCCUCUGCGCCAGAGAUCCAAAGAGAGCUCUGAAUUGCGGAACCCCAGGGACCACCCCUACUACUCUCUGCCCACCAACAGUGAUGGAAAGUACUACUGCCCAUUUGCCCAUGGAGACAAGCCCUGCAACCACCCCCCUACCACCCAGAAAUGUGCCUAUCACAAAUACUUGGAUUCCCACUUGAAGCCCUACAGAUGCAAGGUCCCUGCCUGCAUGGAUGCUCAGCUGCAAUUUUCUUCCAAUGCUUGUCUUUUCCGUCACGAGCGCGAAGCUCAUGGAUUCCACGGACAUGGAGACAACCCACAUCUUUGCCUCUUUGAUGGAUGCGACAGAUCCGUUCCUGGUUAUGGAUUUCCCCGCAGAUGGAACCUCUAUGACCACAUGAGACGAGUUCACGACUACGCCUCCUCUGAGCGCCCUAGCUCUCCGGAGAACUCCCCCUCUACUGCCCAGGCUUCCAAGAGAAAGGAGACUGCCGGACGCAAGAGACGCGUGACUGGCACUUCUGGAGCACAGACAAUGAAGCGAACUCGCUCGACACAGGCUCAGGUGAACCCUCUGAAGGCUGCCCACCAUGCCUCGGCCCACCAUGGACAAAGACUUCAGAACGCGGAACGCAAUUACUACAAUUGCCGCUCGCGUUUGCUCGAGGAGCUCACCAGCCUUACCCCCCAGGACUCACCCAAGCAUGAGAAGGUUAAUGCCAGCCUUCAGGAGUUGAUGACACUCGGAUUGAACUACCGCCACAUUGAGGCUAGCCAGACCGCAGCUCAGAUGGCUAAUGGUCUGCCAGCUUGAAUACAAUCGCUACGGUGAUUGCAAUUAUGUUUCUUUCUAUCUUUCCAAGGACUCUUUUAUCUUCCGAUGGCCAGAAAGGAUGGUUUUCUUUUACACUUUUGAAAAAAUUCCCGUGAUACCAGCCAUGGGAGCCCCAAACAAUGCAUGGGGACAAAAAAGAAAAAGUCGCGGAACCAGACCGUGCAUGCCUCUCAGGCCAGCCAGUGGAUUCAUUUAUACCCCAAAGGACUAUUACUAUCCAAGGAUCUGCCCGCAAAGAACCAGCCACGGACUCUUUGCUCAUACCACACUUGCUUCACACUCGUUCUCGAGUGUGGACUGCUACCC
Messenger RNA from Aspergillus wentii DTO 134E9, 2186 nucleotides. RefSeq names its product putative C2H2 finger domain protein. The coding region runs from base 108 to 1859 and encodes 583 amino acids. The record is from RefSeq and is a predicted model, not a curated record. The transcript has 3 exons. Lineage: Eukaryota; Fungi; Ascomycota; Eurotiomycetes; Eurotiales; Aspergillaceae.